AUGCGCCGCACCCCAUGUCGAACGUUUGCCGCCAAUGUCUCCUCCCAUCGAUCCAAACUGGUAGCCCCGCCGCUCCCUUUCGCCGGCGCAUCGCGAUCAUGUUUUGCCACAGCCCACGCAGCGACCGAACGAGGCAGUGAGGCCAAAGUGACCAGUCUCAAUGUCCCCUCAAAGGCGCGCUUCAACCCCAUUGGUGUACAACAACUCUCCAGCAAAAUUCACUCCCAGGUCUUCCCUGGUGUCAGCACCACUGCUCCGCCAGAGCUCAUCUCACUCUCAAAAGACCAUCUCACUCGACAUGAAUUGCUGGGCAAGAACACCGACUCGACCCCGCCCGUGGGCUUUGACCUGCCCGACCUCCAGGGCACCACGCUCGACGAGCAUUUCUACAAGCUGGGAAUGGAUGCGGCCGAACCAUAUCUGAGUAUGGCGAAGAAAUGGGCGUGGGCGAAUCCCCCACCAAAACCACGCAAGUGGGUCACAAGGAGCGGCUGGACCAAAUACAACGCCGACGGAACGACAGAGGCCGUAGAAGUGCCAGACGAGACUAUGCUGACCUUUGACACCGAGGUCAUGUGGAAGCAGACUUCGUUUGCGUGCAUGGCUUGCGCAGUGAGCCCUACGGCCUGGUACGUCUGGCUAUCGCCAUGGCUGCUGGGCGAGUCCAAGUCGGAUCGCCACCUCAUUCCUUUGGGAGACAUUUCGACGCCUCGGAUCAUUGUGGGACACAACAUUGGGUACGAUAGAGCUCGGAUAGCAGAGGAAUACAACAUCCAACAAUCCAAAAACGCCUUCAUCGACACCAUGUCACUCCACGUUGCAUCAAAUGGCAUGUGCUCGCGCCAAAGACCGUCUUGGAUGCAGCAUAAGAAGAGUCAGGAAAUGAAAGACAAAAUUGCGACGGCCGUAGAGAAUUCGGAACUAUUGCCCAUUCCUAACCAGGGGCCUGUACUUGACGAUGAGGAAGAGUUGUGGAUUAGCAGGAGCGCCGUCAACUCGUUGCGCGAAGUCGCAAAGUUUCAUUGCAACAUCACAAUGGACAAGGCACAGAGAGAGUACUUUGGUGAAUUGGAUCGAGCGGGGAUACGGGAGAAGCUCGACGAACUGCUAGACUACUGUGCCGGCGAUGUCGAAACCACACAUCGGGUUUAUCAAAAGGUCUUUCCCAUCUUCAUGGAGACUUGUCCCCACCCAGUCAGCUUUGCUGCCCUCCGCUUCCUCGCCGCCGAGAUAUUACCAGUCAAUGAGACAUGGGAUGCCUACGUGAAGAAUGCCGAAGCGACCUAUCGCAAACUUGAUGAUGCCGUCAAAGAACGGCUUGUUGCACUCACCGACAAGGCCCUGGAGGUCAAGGAACAACCCGAAGUAUACAACAACGAUCCAUGGUUGAGCCAGCUGAACUGGUCAGGCCAGGAAAUUAAAAUGGCCAAAGGCAAGAAGAAGGGAGACCCACCUCGACCAGCAGCACGGCAGAAAAAGCCGGGUAUGCCCAAGUGGUACAAGGACUUGUUUACGAGCAACACUGCGCCGUUGAAUUUGACGGUGCGCACACGCGUAGCGCCCAUCUUGUUGAGGCUGGCAUGGGAUGGAUACCCUCUCGUCUGGUCUGACGUGCACGGUUGGACCUAUCAAGUUCCCAUGGACGAGGUCUUUGCGUACAAUAAAAACGGGCUACAAGAGUUGGACAUGUCAGAAGAGGAAAACCUCAAGCUGCGCGACGACACAGCACAUCGUUACUACAAGAUACCUCACAAGGACGGGCCCCAAGCACGCUGCGCUAACCCCCUUGCCAAGGCCUAUCUGGCCUAUUUUGAAAAGGGCAGGCUAACUUCAGAGUAUGCCUACGCCAAGGAAGCUCUCGAAAUGAAUGCUUCGUGCUCCUACUGGAUCAGUGCGCGUGACCGAAUCACGUCGCAAAUGGUCGUCUACAACGCCGAAGUACCCAAGGCUCCCAAACUCGCUUCUGCAUCGGGCAAAGGACGAGGAAAGAAGGUUGGCUUCAUUCUGCCUCAGAUCAUACCCAUGGGCACCAUCACGCGGCGCUCUGUUGAGAACACUUGGCUCACCGCUAGCAAUGCAAAGAAAAACCGCGUUGGUUCGGAACUGAAGUCCAUGGUGCGCGCACCAGAGGGCUACUGCUUCGUCGGUGCCGAUGUCGACUCUCAGGAACUUUGGAUUGCGAGUCUCAUUGGCGAUGCAACCUUCAAAUUACACGGGGGCAACGCAGUAGGCUUCAUGACCCUCGAGGGCACCAAAGCCGCAGGCACAGAUUUGCAUUCGCGAACAGCCGGUAUCUUGGGCAUAAGUCGUAACGCCGCCAAAGUCUUCAACUAUGGCCGCAUUUAUGGUGCAGGCCUCAAGUUCGCAGCCACGCUGUUACGACAAUUCAAUCCUACACUGACCGAUGAGCAAACCCUCAAAACAGCAAACGAUUUGUAUCAGAAUACCAAGGGUAAGAAGACAGUAAGGAAACAACUACACGAACGACCCUUCUGGCGUGGCGGCACCGAAUCCUUCGUCUUCAACAAACUCGAAGACUUCGCUGAGCAAGAACGACCACGAACCCCCGUCCUCGGCGCCGCCAUCACAGAAGCCCUCCAGCGCCGCUACCUGACCAGGGGCGGUUUCAUGACAUCCCGCAUCAAUUGGGCUAUCCAAUCUAGCGGCGUCGAUUACCUGCACCUCCUCAUCGUGUCCAUGGAUUUCCUCACCCGGCGGUACAACCUCGAUGCCCGCCUCGCCAUUACCGUACACGAUGAAAUUCGGUACUUGGUCGCUGAUAAGGACAAGUACCGUGCUGCCAUGGCCCUGCAAGUCGCCAACCUCUGGACACGCGCAAUGUUCAGCCAACAAAUGGGCAUCAACGAACUCCCUCAAUCGUGCGCCUACUUCAGCGCUGUAGACAUUGACAAAGUGCUCCGCAAAGAGGUAGACAUGGAUUGCAUUACCCCAAGUCACCACACGCCCAUUCCGCACGGCGAAUCCCUCGACAUUCUCUCCCUGCUUGAAAAAGGCAGCGAAGCCCGUCUCGACCCGAGCCUUACGCCCAUGUCCCCACCCACGCCCGAAAAAUACGCGCACCUAUAUAAACCCCGUAUCCCGAUCAUGAGAACCCUAGAAGGCAGCAAUACCACUUCCCCCACCGCACUCGCCUAUCUCAAAGCCCAAAUUUCGUCUGACGACAACGAGUUACGCGACAUUUGUAAGCCGCUACGUGCAACGCCGGUGCGCAAGGGGAAAACGAAUGAAGGGCAGGACAAGGAUGUAGCAGCCGAGCAAGAAGACAUCGAGAAGAGCGUUAGGCAUUACGAACAAAUGGCCAGGCUUCUGCCGACUGAUACGCGAACAUGGACAGAAUAUCAUGAAAAGAUGGGCAACGUGGGCGGUCGUGGUGUGGGUGUCAGUGGUGCCAAUGUAGUGAGACGGAAUGUAGGUAAGAAUUUGGGCGUUUGGGGCAAUUAUCCAGUGCAUGCGAGGAGUACAGGGCAAAAAGCCGUUAGGGUAUGA
Messenger RNA from Plenodomus lingam JN3, 3507 nucleotides. NCBI's taxonomy places the organism in Eukaryota, Fungi, Ascomycota, Dothideomycetes, Pleosporales, Leptosphaeriaceae. The record is from RefSeq and is a predicted model, not a curated record.